Debaryomyces hansenii CBS767 is the source of this 1392-nucleotide messenger RNA. RefSeq names its product putative serine/threonine protein kinase. The coding region runs from base 1 to 1392 and encodes 463 amino acids. The record is from RefSeq and is a predicted model, not a curated record. Gene Ontology annotation, biological process: protein phosphorylation. The transcript has a single exon. NCBI's taxonomy places the organism in Eukaryota, Fungi, Ascomycota, Pichiomycetes, Serinales, Debaryomycetaceae. Gene Ontology annotation, molecular function: ATP binding; protein kinase activity.
AUGUCAGUAGACAAGUAUAAAAUUCACCAAUGCAUAGGAAAAGGAAAUUUUGGGGAUGUUUAUAAAGCGACUGACAUUUCAAAUAAUACUUUGGUUGCUGUAAAAGUCAUAAAUCUUGAUGAAUCUGACGAGGAUAUUGCAGUUUUAAUUCAAGAGAUUCAAUUUCUAUCAAAAUUAAGAUCCCCAUAUAUCACAAAAUAUUUUGAAACAUUCAUCAACGACAUGUCAAUGUGGAUAGUCAUGGAAUAUUGUGGAGGAGGGUCUUGUGCCGAUUUACUUAAAUGCUAUAGAAAGCUUAAUGAGGAGACAACUGCAUUUAUUAUAAGGGAUGUUUUACGGGGAUUGACAUAUUUGCACGAGGAAAAUAAAGUUCAUCGAGAUAUAAAGCUGGCAAAUAUCCUAUUGACAAGCUAUGGAGAAAUAAAACUAGCAGAUUUUGGUGUUAGUGGGGAGAUUACUAUGACACAAUUAAAAAGAAAUACAUUCGUUGGUACACCAUUUUGGAUGGCUCCUGAGGUAAUCACUAGACUGAAAACAGGGUAUAACGAAAAGGCAGAUAUUUGGUCAACAGGAAUAACUACAAUUGAAUUGGUCACCGGGUCUCCACCGUUAUCGCAAUAUGACCCUAUGAAAAUCUUGUUUGAAAUUCCCAAAAAACGCCCACCAUUGCUAACUGGUGUAGACUUUAGUGAAAAUAUCAAAGACUUUGUUCGAUACUGUCUUAUCAAGGACCCCAAAAAACGUCCUAGCUCUUCAACCUUAUUGCAUCAUAAAUUUCUCAAAAAUAUCAAACGAAACGUAAAUUUAUUCAAACUACUAGAAGAGAAAAAUAAAUGGUCAGAAAAGCAUCAUCGGAACGGUAAAAAACCAAAAUAUCCAUUGAGAGUUGACUACGGUGACCUUCCCGAGUACGAUCCUCUAAUAAAAUGGGACUUCAAUACCAAAAAAAGUUAUCAUACAAAAUCCUCCCCCAUGGAGCAAACUUUGUUGAUUAACAAUGAGUCACCUUUACUAAACAUGAUUAGCUUACCACCUCAUUCACAAUGUUACGAAUUAGCUAUGCCCACAAAAUUAUCUUCGCCUCUUUCUCCACUACAAAUUACCUAUUCUUCACAGGUGUCUCCUGGGUCCCCCCAAAAGCCACAGGAAAGCCCUGAUCGAAAGCUAGAAAAUACCUCUCAUCCGGUUCCAAUAAAGUUCCUCGAUGACGUGGUAUUAUACUCUCUCCAACGUCUACAUGUAAGAGCAAAAGCUCCCAGUACUAAAGUUACAAUCGAUAAGUUGAUGCAAAAUUUUAUCGAUUAUGAAUCCUUACAACCUGGCUUAAGUGAAGCAUUUGUGGAAGAAAUCCUAAUGCUUCAUAUCGCCAACUCUAACUCACACCCCUACUAG